Diospyros lotus (date-plum) is the source of this 1353-nucleotide messenger RNA. Its product is annotated as ATP-dependent Clp protease proteolytic subunit 3, chloroplastic. Bases 110 to 1150 code for a protein of 346 amino acids. Gene Ontology annotation, biological process: protein quality control for misfolded or incompletely synthesized proteins. The record is from RefSeq and is a predicted model, not a curated record. Gene Ontology annotation, cellular component: endopeptidase Clp complex. NCBI's taxonomy places the organism in Eukaryota, Viridiplantae, Streptophyta, Magnoliopsida, Ericales, Ebenaceae. Gene Ontology annotation, molecular function: ATP-dependent peptidase activity; serine-type endopeptidase activity; ATPase binding. The transcript is spliced from 5 exons.
AAAGAUAAAACGGGAAAAGGAAGAGGAAAUACGAAGAAUAGACCGUAGGGAGUGUAGGUUUCAGGAUUGGGGGAAGACGGGCACUCUGCAAUUCACAGCGGGGAAAGCGAUGGAUCCGGGUUGUUUAACGUGCACGCCUUCUAGGUCUACGACUACGAGGUUCAUCAACCAUGGCGUCGUCGUGCUGAAACCGGUUGGGACAGACCAUCGCCGGUUGAUUCGAACCAUAUCUGCUGCUUCUUCGUCUUCUUGUUAUUGCGCCCGGAGUCGGAGUAGGAAUGGACCCCCCGUCGCCGCCUUGUCUGUUAAGGCGUCAUCGACAGAGAGCUUCUCCACUCGGCCGCGAACUCUGUCUAGCAAUUGGGAUGUUUCCGGCAACCAUGCUUCUUCGCCCACUUGGCUACCCAGAUUCGAAGAGCUCGAUACCACCAACAUGAUUCUUCGCCAGCGAAUCGUCUUCUUGGGCUCUCAGGUUGACGAUGUUACAGCAGAUUUCAUCAUAAGUCAACUUUUGUUUCUGGACGCUGAAGACCAGAAGAAGGACAUUAAACUUUUCAUAAAUUCUCCUGGUGGUUCUGUAACUGCUGGUAUGGGAAUUUAUGAUGCUAUGAAGUUAUGCAAAGCUGAUGUUUCUACUAUUUGCGUGGGCCUUGCUGCAUCUAUGGGUGCCUUUCUCCUCGCUUCUGGUACCAAAGGGAAAAGAUUUUGCAUGCCUAAUGCAAGAGUGAUGAUUCACCAGCCACUUGGGACUGCUGGGGGAAAAGCAACAGAAAUGAGCAUACGGAUAAGAGAAAUGGUGUACCACAAGAUUAAGCUGAACAAAAUCCUAUCAAGAGUUACUGGGAAGCCAGAAGAGCAGAUUGAAGUUGACACUGAUCGUGAUAAUUUCAUGAAUGCUUGGGAAGCAAAAGAAUACGGGCUAGUGGAUGCAGUUAUUGAUGAUGGUAAACCAGGGUUAGUUGCACCCAUAGGAGAUGCAGCACCUCCACCCAAAACCAAGGUGUGGGAUCUUUGGAAAAUCGAAGGAAGCAGGAAAGCAAAAAAGAAUUUGCCCUCGGAGGAAAGAUUUCUACAAAAUGGCUAUGGAGGAUCUGGAAGCGACGAGGAGAGGGGCAAUGAACAGGAAAAGGAAGCACCCUCUCCAGUUUGAGGCAUGGGACUCGCAGGCCCCAAAACACAAGGUCCACCCCUUGUUGCAGCCAUGCUCUGAGGAGUUAAAUCAGUCCCAUCAUGUAAGGAAAUAUGAAAUCUGCAAGUGAUUGGUCCUUUCAUGUAUACAAUUUUAUAAACGUUCAGAUACAGGUGCUAUUUUCCAUUUAUAUGAUAUCAAACAGUGAGAGUUUUUGGCCUUUA